UUCCGUAAUUAUUCCGGUAUCAUAAUCCGAAUCAUAGGAUUUCUCUUCUGUCUUUUCACAAACGUGUUGUAACAUUACGAGCUAAGUAAGGCGAUUAUCAGUAAUGCAACGCCAUUCAGUUCCAACAGUAAAAUGGCAUCCGUAAGGGAUUAUGGCGACUGAAUCCGUCAUCUUCAAGUUCACACCGUCGGUAGAAAUAAGUCAUUAGCUAUAGUUGUCUACUAUUCUGCUUGUGUCUCUGGAAUGGAAGAGGAAACCGAACCAACACUUGCACCACAAAGUGAAGAGAAUGUUGGUGUUGGUGAUCCGGAUGCUGUGUCUGUGGCGACAUCUAUUGGUGGGGACUUUAACUCCUCUCAGUCUCAGUGGGCGCUGGUGCCACAGAACACUCUCAUCACCUUCCACACCCUGCCCUUCAACUUGGAACAGAUUGAUGGAGCCGCUGACAUCGAGUCCAUUGAACAAGGUAGCCACAUCACAGCCAUUGAGGAUGUUGCUCCAAAGCUGGAAGAAUCUCUUGUUGCCCAGAACGUAAUCGAUGCUCAGAUUGAUGGCCAAGGUCAUUUCCCGGGCAACACUGUUGUGGAUGAUGUUGUUGGAGUGCCUACAGCGACCUUCUCAGCAGUGGUGGAGGAGGCAUUGGUCAAGGGUUCAGUAGAGACAUCGGUUCAGGUGCAGCUUCAAGCAGGGGCUUCGGACACUCGGACUGAACCAGCAAAUCUGAACAGAGAAGAGUUUACUCCAGAGAUCUUCUGUCAAGUGUCAGCGACCCUGUCCGCUGCACUGCUGCACGCUAUACCAGGCAGCCACUCGGUGCUGCUGGACGAGGUGCAGGCCGAUGUGCGCACGCACCUCAACAUCGACAGGGAGAAGGACUACACCAUCAUCGGCAACGUCAGCAUGUUGGUCCGUGUCUACAACAAACUGCAGGCCAUGAUGCCCUUCUGUACAAAAACGAGAUUAGAAUUUGUUGAUGACAACAAAGAAGACAGCCCUGCUGCAUGUGACGUGAAGGUCGAGCAGGACAGCAAGGGCACCAACUGUAACCUGCUGGUGCCGCUCGUGUCGUCCCAUGGGCGGGAGGUCCACCAGCCCCUCCGCUACAGUGGCUGUGUGCAGCUCGGGGACAUGGACCAGGAGGACGAGGAAUACAAACCUCGGCGAACAAAGCGCAACAGGAAGAUGCUGCAUCCCAAGAGGGUUCCCAAGUCCCAGGGGGACAAGGUGAAGGUCACCAGCAGUGGAGCUGGAGGAGGGGGAACUGCUACAGGCGAUGCAGACGAGUUACGAAUACAGGAAAGAGCAAAAAGCAGAAGGAAAUACGAGCUGAGAACACCAUUCAAGUACUUCUGCAAGAUUUGUUCCUUCAAGACAAAGCGAGAGAGUCACCUGAGCAAACACAUGGUUCUCCAUGAGAAGAACACUCGCCUGUACCCAUGCAGUCAGUGCAACUUCAUCGCCAUCCGCUACAGUGUCAUGCGCAGACACGAGAUCACCCACAGUGGACAGGGACACAAGUGUGAACAGUGUCCAUACAAGGCAGACAAUGCCAAGUUAGUUCUUAAACACAAGCGGCUGAAACACACACCCAAAAAAUCGGCCCAUCUGAAGUGUCCUGAGUGUAACUAUAGAACCAGCCAAGACUCGUUGAUGGCUCGCCACAUUCAGAUACAUUUGACAACUGGUGAACUUGAAGGGUUGAAGCUGAGCUAUCCCUGCCCUGACUGUGAAUAUUUGACUUAUCGCAAAGAGCACUAUCUACGGCAUCGUGCUAAUGUCCAUGGAAACAGUCGGCCUUAUUUAUGUGAUCUGUGCGGAAUGGCCUUCAAACGACCAGACACACUAGCUCAACAUAAACUGACUCAUCAGGAUCGUAAAGACAGAAACUUUUCUUUCCAUUGUAAGCAGUGUGGGAAAGGCUUCCGAUCUCAGUCACACCUGGCCGAACACCUGACAAUGCACUCGACCGAGCGACCAUACCUCUGUGAUCACUGUGGAGCUUCCUUCAAAACUCAGAACGUGCAGAAAAAGCACAUCCAGACAAUUCAUGUGAAUCCCCGGUCCUUCGGCUGUGAUAAGUGUAGCAAACGCUUCAACACUAAGUACGCUCUGCGCCGGCAUGUUCGGACUCACGACACUCCGGGCAUGCGCGAGAUGCAGAACCUGGCCGUGGAGCAGCUGACAACGGUGGAUGCAGAUGCUCUGCAGACUGUUCACACUGUCACGGAGCAGCCCACUCUAGUUCAAGACGUUAUCAGUGCUUCAAUGGAGGAGUCUUACGACCAGUCGACUGACGGCCUGCGGCAGGCGUACAGCGUCAUGCCUAACAAUGAGACUACUACAGCUCUACUAUACCUUACCAGCAACCUACAACUGGACUGAUUCUACCCCAAACUGGGAUUUUCUUGCUUGUGGGUGUGGUACUGUUUUGUUUUACAGUGUUAAAAAUAGUCCUGUAACCAUGGUAACAAUGCGCUUUGCUGUUAUUUGGUAUGUGUUCUGGUAAUAGGGUUGUGAUCUCAAACAGGAGUUCAAUCUCAUUCAAUACAGAUCCUUGCUCCUAUACUAUUCAACUCUGUAUGGAGAUCUAACAUGUAGGAAGCAAUCAGCAUUGAACAUCUAAAUGUUUUGUAUGAGCAAGUGAAACAUUCAGAGCAGCAUAUCUUAUUUCUGUAUCUUGAAAACAAACAAAAAUGGGCAGUUCCAAAUGGAAAAUAAUACAGUUCACACUAUUAUGUUGUCGUGGAUAUUUACAUACCCUGUUGUUCCUUAACGCCAUGGCAUCUCCACCCAAAUUGUGUCCUACAUGUGACCAUGCUAUCGAGGGUACACUUGUGUUCAUGUGUGUUUUCUUUUUAAAGAUAGAAAUUUCCAAAUUGAGAUCGUGAAGACAUUACGGUGAAUCUGACUGGCUCAAGAAUCUAUGCAUCCUUCAAAGAUUGCACAGGGUUCAGCUGAUGUGCUGUUCACCAGGUCUCCAUACAGAGUGGUAUCAGAGUAGAAGAUCUGUUUUACUCAGAGUCAGUCAAACAAACAAUACAUUGGGACUAGGGCUGGGAUGGGUAACUCAGGCUCUCGGGUCGGGUGGGUCCUGAGUAGGAACCGGGGACCCACAGUACGACCCAGACCCCCGUGGUUAGUUAGUGAUACACUGUUUAAUGACAAAAAAUCCCAAUAACUCAGUGGUUACACUACAAGUUCCUUUUGACUUGUAUAUAUGUUUGGGCGGAACCGCAUUAUCGGUGGUUCAAUAAGGGAGCUAACUCCGCUUGCCUAAUCGAAAGUUUGAGGUGGGCCCACAUUCAAAACUAACGCACUUGUUGUAGAGAAUAUGUACUACGUCAAAAAUCUGUAUCAAGAACUACUAUUUAAAAUGAGUAUUGUGACUUUUAAUCGGAUAAGAAUAUACAAACACGUAGAAACUACAGCAGAACUCACUUGUACAAACAUCGCAAAACUAGGUCGUUAGGUCAUUAAUAUUCAUGAGUUAUUCCUUUUAUGGAACAAGUUCCCUGAGAAAUUUUGAGGUCAUAUAGGCUUGUAUCAUAACCGAGUUCGAUUAGGUUUAUAUGGCCACCGACAUUUAUGAUUAGAUUGAUGUGUUAUAUGUACUGGAAAAUGUUGAUUGUAUGGUAUUGUCUCUCAAAUUUAAUUUGAAACACGUUUCUUGUGUUGUUACUAUUUUUGCAUAACUUUGGAACGAGAGUUAAUCAUUGCAGUUAUGUUUAUCAUGUUUAUUAAGACUUGUAUGGGAAUUUUGUUUUAUUUGCCAUUCUCCAGCAGUGAAUGGGUACCCGUUAGAAUGAGACCCAUUCAACUGACAUGCUGUCCUGUCAAAUAACACACGAGUGAAAGUUAUUCUGAGCUAAGCUGGUGAUAAGAGUGAUGGUGAUGGUUGUGUUGUUUCCUGAAAUGAAGCUUUAAUGGAGAAUGGACCCAGGGUAUCUAUCAAAAUCAAAUGGAGACAUGGUAGCCUGGAUACUCGAGGAUGGGACAUGUGGACAUGAAGUAUGACAUAUCAUCUGGCAGAUUGUUAUUGAUUGUGGAUGAUUGACAAACAAAGAAAUAGAACAGAUUUACUACUGUGUGGCACUGUGUUUUGAUUAUGUUCGCGCUGUCUACAUGGUCUAGUGAUAAUUGACAACAGAUAAAGCAUGUUAAUGUCAUUGCCAGUAUGUCACAGGCUUGUUCCUCCAUCAACAACAUUCAAACAAAGAAGUGACUAAAGUUUGGCAUCCUAAUUGAUCAACUGCUAGUUUAUGAUAUACAUGUACUACUAAAAAGGAGUUAAAGAGUACCUGAUAAUUUUAGUAUGAAUAUAGAUAUUCUGUCAUGGCUUGUAUUGCAACACAGCCUUCUAACUGUGGGUGUCCUAUUACUUGUUUUGAGUAGUAUGUAUAGACUCCUAUACUUUCUUAUGUAAGAUAGCUACGCGAUAAAAUCGCAAAGAACAAUGAAGAACAAAGCAUGGUUUAUUAUCACGAAACGUUCUAUCAUGAUGUCAUUUAUGGAGAUUCGAACAUGAGCUUGCAAUUUCAUGACAUCGUAAAUUGGACAACGUUAUUUUUUUAGCGGGACAUAUCUGGUGAGUUGUUUCCACAGACGUAGCUGGGCAACAUAGAUAAACACAAUGGCCAAUUGAUUGCACCCAAAAGUGGGAGAGAUAUGUGUAUCGAUAUUUAGAGAAAAGGUACAGAUAAUUGACCUGUAAACUGUAAGAAUAUCCGGGAAAUACCAAAUUUAACUUCCCUGAUCAUAAAAUAGACUUGUCCAACAUUUCCAAGAUCAGAUUGUUUUCAGGGAGUUAACAUUAUUUAAAUAGGGGUAAAUACUUUUCAAUCACUUCAGGGAGAAUAAACCAGGGUGUGCACCUCAUGGUUUAUUCUCCCUGCAGUGUUUUCUGUACGAUAAACAACGACCACCAGUCGUUAACUGUCUUGUAUCCUGAAUUUCCAUGCAUCUUUUGGAGACAGUUAUAUUUUGACAUUGAUUUAAUUUUUCUAUGUGUCUUAGAUUCCAUCGGUACCUGAAGACAAUUGGACAAGGAGCAGUGUAUGUUAUUUUAGAUGGUAACAUCUUUUUGUAUGAAAAAGCAGCAGGGGCAUUUGACAGGGAACUCAAAUAACAGUUGCCAUGAUUGUAUCAAGAGCAAGUAGGUGUAUUGUGGUAUGUGUUGACUGCUCUGAUGGAUAAGAGAUAGAGCCUGAUUGAGGAAUCUUGUGUAGUCUGUGUUGAUGAAGGAUGUGAAGCGGAAUAAGAACAAUGUUAAUGUGUAAUAGUGUUAUCAGUAGUUUCUUAAACAAAUCAACCACUACAAAAUAGUUCAACAAACACAAUACACGAACAAUUUUUACAACAUAUAGUUUUGUCUUUCCAAAAAGGGUCACGUCCAGUUAAUAGUAGAAACAUGUGAAACUUAACAAAAGACUUGUAGUACAACAUAGUUUGAUUCCUGACCAUUGGUGGAGCCAAUUUCUGUUGCUGACUAACCUCAAGCAAUCUGACGUAGACAUACCAACAUACCAUACCAACAAAAUAUACCAUUACCAUACCAAACCAAUACAACAUACCAUGCCAACACAACAUACCAUCACAAUAUACAAUACCAAUAUUGACACACCAUACCAUACCAUUCCAUACCAUUCCAUACCAUACCAUACCAUACCAUACCAUACCAUACCAACAACAAUAUCUUCACAAUAUACCAUCCCAUGCCAACACAACUUACCGGUGAACAGCUGAAUGUGCUGUAAUUCUGUUCUCACCUUGUGUACUGUGAGUCUUAUUUAUUACCUUGAGAGACUGCACCUUCCUUGACAUGUUGCAUGUGGAAAUGCUGGGUGCAGUUACUUUUAUUAUCUUCUUGUACAAGGUGCAUUGGCAUUAAAUUUACAGUUUGUG
This is a messenger RNA of Haliotis rufescens (red abalone), 5901 nucleotides long. RefSeq names its product zinc finger protein 69 homolog B-like. Gene Ontology annotation, biological process: regulation of transcription by RNA polymerase II. Gene Ontology annotation, cellular component: nucleus. The transcript has 7 exons. Bases 244 to 2382 code for a protein of 712 amino acids. The record is from RefSeq and is a predicted model, not a curated record. Lineage: Eukaryota; Metazoa; Mollusca; Gastropoda; Lepetellida; Haliotidae. Gene Ontology annotation, molecular function: DNA-binding transcription factor activity, RNA polymerase II-specific; RNA polymerase II transcription regulatory region sequence-specific DNA binding.